Messenger RNA from Anisakis simplex (herring worm), 867 nucleotides. NCBI's taxonomy places the organism in Eukaryota, Metazoa, Nematoda, Chromadorea, Rhabditida, Anisakidae. The record is from the annotation of a GenBank genome assembly.
AUGCGAGGUUAUGUGGCCAAGAUCAGCACACCGAAUGACCGAGCUCGAGCUGUCAGCAUGUUUGGAUUGGCCGUUAUGCUUGCAGUUACAGUUGGACCAAUGUUCCAAAUGUUCUUCACAACAUUAUCAUUCCCGGGCAUCGAUAUGUUCGCUGGGAAAUUCUGGCUUAACAUCUACACAGGCCCGAUCUAUGUGGCUUUAGUCGCCAAUAUUGCUAGCUUGAUCUUGAUCAUCUUCUUCUUCAAGGAAAAACACUUCGACCGACAUCCACCAGGAGAUAAGAAAGUAUCUCUGCAACGUAAAGAAUCGCAGGCAAAGGCAGCUCUGACCACUGAUAUGCGAUCCUUCAAUAUCCCUCUCGCCUUAACAUGCAUCUUCAUUCGAAUGGCUGGCACAUUAACUAUCGUCACCAUAAAUACAACAACAUCACCGAUGAUGAUGUCUGUUUUCGGAUGGUCAAAUACGCGUACAGUUCGAAUUGGAUCAGUGGCUCAGGCUUGCGUUGGCAUUCUCAUCGCAGCCAAUAUAACCGGAUGUAACCCGACGAUAUACGAGUGGUGUGCUGACUCGUUACAAGUCAAGCCAUUCGUCUAUCUGGCGUCGAUGGUAGUUGUGCUCGGUAUUGCGAUCACCCUCGCAACGAUCGCAGUCGACACUCUCUACUCGAGGAUUUUAGGCAAUAUCGAUCAGGGUACCAUGCAAGGGUUCUUCUUGUUCUGCAUGGAUAUAAUCAAUGUGCUCGGUCCUCUAGCUAUUGCUCCGUUGUUCACCUCGUCCGGUCAAAAAUAUAUCUGGCCUAUUAAUGGUAGCGUCGCUGUAGCAGCCACAAUUGCGUGUUUAUUCGCUUAUGCUAAAUUUCCUCGUUAA